Chenopodium quinoa (quinoa) is the source of this 1779-nucleotide messenger RNA. RefSeq names its product B3 domain-containing protein At5g42700-like. Gene Ontology annotation, molecular function: DNA binding. The transcript is spliced from 6 exons. The record is from RefSeq and is a predicted model, not a curated record. The coding region runs from base 542 to 1231 and encodes 229 amino acids. Lineage: Eukaryota; Viridiplantae; Streptophyta; Magnoliopsida; Caryophyllales; Amaranthaceae.
GAAAGGUUUCUGGAAAUUAUUAUUGGGGUUAAGUCAGAGAAGGGGUGAGUGGGGCUGACCCCUUACCAUUAUUAUUGGAUUUUUUAUUUUAAUUCUUAAAUUAUUGGUUUCUAAUUGAAAACUCUAUAAAAACACUAUAAAAUAAGACCCUAUAAAAGCCCUAUUCACUAAAAAAUUAAAGGGUCAAAAUCCUUUAGUAUUAGGCCCGACCCUUUUGCCAUUGGAUAGCCCUACCCAAUAACCAGGCCUAGUCACUAAUUGAAGGCAAAACAGCCCACAUUCCAAGAAAAGCGGAACGUUUCCCUGUCAUCAGAAAAUUAAUACUCUGCAUCAUCAAUCGUGUCACAACCCACAAUCUCAACUACAGUGACUCAACUUCACACUUCACUAAACACUGCCAUUCAAACGGUCGACUCCUCCACAUUUUUCAAAUUCACAAAUUCUCUCUCAUUUCAAUAUAUAUACACACACCCUUCUAUUUCUCCAUUUUCUCUCUUCUCUCUUACAAUUCUAAAAAAAAACAAACAUUGUAAGGAAAAAAAUGGGGAUUGGAAAAACGUCAUAUGAAGAGCGUCGCCAAAAGAGGGUGGAAGAGAACAAGAAACGCUUGGAAGAUCUCAACCUCAUUCAUCUUUCUCAAGCUCUGAAAACUCUUUCCCCCAAAUCGUCUCCGAUGAAGAAGGUUGGUAAGCCUCGUAUAUUUGAUAAACAAACAGUUGAAGUGAGACGAUCUGCUCGAGUUGCAAGUAAUCCUGCCCCUGUUUAUGCUGAAAUUUCAUUACCUAGAUUUUCUUCACCUAGAAAGAGUUAUGGAGUAGUGAAAGCAAGGGAUUUUACGAAUCGAGUAAUAGCUAGUGAUGAUGUGAGAGAAUAUGCAAUUGAAGAAGCAGAGAAGCUGAAUGCUAAGCUUGAAGAAGAGGGGUUUCCUACUCUUGUUAGACCCAUGCUUCCUUCUCAUGUCACUGGUGGUUUUUGGCUGGGUCUCCCUACUGAUUUUUGCCGGAGGAACCUACCUACAAAUGAUGGAAUGGUGACAUUGGUAGAUGAAGAAAAUGAAGAGUAUCCAGUUGUUUAUUUGGCUCGAAAGCGUGGUCUUAGUGGAGGCUGGAAAGGUUUUGCUGAGUCUCAUGAACUUGUUGAUGGGGAUGCUGUUAUUUUUCAAGUGAUCAGUAGCUCAGUUUUAAAGGUUUAUAUUAUAAGGGGAAGUGGGCAAGAUUCUGGUACAGAUUAAGAAGCUCUUGCAAUUCUUAGGAAAUCAUGCUCUAAAAUAUAAAUUUAGGUAGGGUGUUUACAUCAUCAGUUAGAAUCGAGUAGAUUGAGUAGGAAAAUUAUGCUGCUAUUUAUGGAAAUGUCUUCAAUUCAACUUUUUGGUAUAAGAUGAUCAUGAAUGGAUUUUUGUAUAGCCUUUGUUUCGUCAAGUGAAAAACUCUCCAAAAAUUUUCCAUUAUGGAAUAUAUUUUUAUUUUAGAUCGGAAAGGUACAUGAUCUAAAUUUUUUAAUGAAAUAUAUAUGUAUGCAAUAGAUGUUCAAUUAUGGUAACACAAUAGAUGUGAAUUAAUCGAGAUUGUUGUCUAUCUACAGAUUAUUAUUGUUGUCACUUCAACGAAUUUAAAAUUAGAUGAUAGAUUUGGUAAUUUUGUUGUAAAUCAAAUCACUAUUUCAUGAAAAUCAGGUGGAGUCAGGGAGCUCGAGAUGUAAAAUCAACUAUGGAGUUUUUUUUUUGUAAUUUUGAUUCCCAAUUUAAUUCUUAAUUACUAUGAAAAUUUUAUUUGUAGGGAC